Molecule: messenger RNA, 3528 nt
Organism: Schizosaccharomyces cryophilus OY26
Lineage: Eukaryota; Fungi; Ascomycota; Schizosaccharomycetes; Schizosaccharomycetales; Schizosaccharomycetaceae
Product: pyruvate carboxylase
Exons: 2
Coding region: 1-3528 (1175 amino acids)
Biological process (GO): gluconeogenesis; pyruvate metabolic process
Cellular component (GO): cytoplasm
Molecular function (GO): metal ion binding; pyruvate carboxylase activity; ATP binding
Source: RefSeq, a predicted model, not a curated record
AUGGCUUUCCAAUCUGGAACUUUAUUCGCAGUGCCAAGCACAAAUACGAAUCCUUAUAGCAAACUACAGGCGCGUACUUCUCUGCUAGGUGAGAAAUAUAACAAAGUUUUGGUUGCAAACCGAUCUGAAAUUGCGAUCCGAGUUUUCCGCACCGCUCAUGAAUUGUCAAUGCACACAGUUGCCAUCUACUCUCAUGAGGAUCGGCUGUCGAUGCACCGUCAAAAGGCCGAUGAAUCAUACCCAAUUGGUAAAAUUGGUCAGUAUACUCCGGUUGGUGCUUACUUAGCCAUUGAUGAAAUUAUAGAUAUUGCAAAGCGCACGGGUGCUAACCUUAUUCACCCUGGUUAUGGUUUCCUUUCAGAAAACGCUGAAUUUGCUCAAAAAGUUACUGAUGCCGGUAUGGCUUUUGUCGGUCCUCCAGCCAAUAUUAUAGAUAGUUUGGGUGAUAAGACCAAGGCCCGAGCCAUUGCAAUUCGUUGCGGCGUUCCUGUCGUUCCUGGUACCCCUGGUCCGGUUGAACGCUUUGAGGAUGCCGAAACCUUUGUCAAAGAACAUGGAUUACCGGUCAUCAUCAAGGCUGCCAUGGGUGGUGGUGGCCGUGGUAUGCGUGUCGUUCGUUCCCAAGAUGCCUUAAAGGAGUCUUUUGAACGUGCUCGUUCUGAGGCUUUAUCUUCCUUUGGUGAUGGUACUGUGUUUAUUGAACGCUUCUUAGACCGCCCUAAACACAUUGAAGUUCAGCUCUUAGCCGACCAGCAUGGCAAUGUGGUUCAUCUUCACGAACGUGAUUGCUCCGUACAACGCCGUCACCAAAAGGUUGUUGAAAUUGCUCCUGCCAAAGACUUAGAUCCUAAAAUUCGUCAAUCUCUUUACGAUGACGCUAUUAAGAUUGCUAAAGAAGUUAAGUAUUGCAAUGCAGGCACAGCUGAAUUUUUAAUUGAUCAAGAAGGACGUCAUUAUUUUAUUGAAAUCAAUCCACGUAUUCAAGUCGAGCACACAAUCACUGAAGAAAUUACUGGUGUUGACAUUGUCUCUGCUCAACUUCACAUUGCCGCCGGUUUCUCCCUUCCUGAAAUUGGCCUUACUCAAGACCAGAUUAGCUCUCGUGGCUUUGCCAUUCAAUGCCGUGUAACCACUGAAGAUCCGGACAAGGGUUUUGUCCCCGAUAUUGGUAAAAUUGAGGUAUACCGUACCGCUGGAGGUAAUGGUGUUCGUCUUGACGGUGCUAAUGGUUUCGCUGGUUCCGUCAUUACUCCCCAUUAUGAUUCCAUGUUGGUAAAGUGUACUUGUCGUGAUUCUUCUUAUGAGUUUACGAGACGUAAAAUGAUUCGCUCUUUAAUUGAAUUCCGUGUUCGUGGUGUGAAGACUAAUAUUAACUUCGUUUUACGCCUUCUCUCCCACGAAACUUUUAUUCGCGGUAACUGCUGGACAACUUUUAUUGACGAUACCCCUGAACUCUUCAAGUUAUAUCGCUCCCGUAACCGUGGUCAAAAGCUGCUUACAUAUCUGGGUGAUUUGGCCGUUAAUGGCAGCUCAAUCAAGGGCCAGAAUGGUGAACCUGCCUUGAAAUCUGAUGUUAUCAUGCCCAACUUACUUGGCUCUAAUGGCGAGCCUAUUGACGUUUACCAACCAUGUGAGAAAGGCUGGCGUAAUUUAUUGUUGGAGAAAGGUCCUGAAGCUUUUGCUAAGGCUGUUCGCAAUCAUAAGCCUGGCUUGAUCAUGGAUACUACCUGGCGUGAUGCUCAUCAAUCUCUUUUGGCUACUCGUGUCCGUACCAUUGAUCUCGUUAAUAUCGCUCCUUUGACUAGCCAUGCACUUGCUAAUGCUUAUUCUUUAGAAAUGUGGGGUGGUGCUACUUUUGAUGUUUCCAUGCGCUUCCUUUACGAAUGUCCUUGGGAUAGACUUCGUAGACUUCGUAGGUUAGUACCGAACAUUCCUUUCCAGAUGCUGCUUCGAGGUGCAAACGGCUUAUGUUAUUCUAGCUUGCCUGAUAAUGUUAUUUAUUUCUUCUGUGAGCAAGCCAAGAAGAAUGGUAUUGAUAUCUUCCGUGUCUUUGAUUCUUUGAAUGACAUCAAUAACCUUUCUCUCGGUGUUGAUGCCGCUAAGAAAGCUGGUGGUGUUGUUGAAGCUACUAUGUGUUACUCUGGUGACAUGCUAAAAAAGAAGAAAUAUAAUUUAGAUUAUUACAUAGGAUUUGUUGAUAAGAUGGUUAACUUAGGCAUUCAUAUCCUUGGUAUUAAGGAUAUGGCUGGUGUUUUGAAGCCUAAAGCUGCUAACAUUUUGAUUGGUGGUAUUCGUGAGAAGUAUCCUGACUUACCAAUUCAUAUUCACAGUCACGAUUCUGCCGGUACUGCCGUUGCUUCAAUGACUUCUGCUUUGGAAGCUGGUGCUGAUGUCGUCGAUGUUGCUACUGAUAGUAUGUCUGGGCUUACCUCCCAACCUAGUCUGGGUGCCGUUUUAGCCUCAGUGGAUGGUACUGAUAGACAGCUUGAAUUCGACAACAAUCAAUUACGUGAGAUUGACAAUUACUGGAGUCAAAUACGCUUAUUGUACUCUCCCUUCGAAGCCGAACUAAAGAGUGCUGAUUCUGAUGUAUACAAUCAUGAAAUUCCUGGUGGUCAACUUACUAACCUCAAAUUCCAAGCAAGCUCAUUGGGAUUGGGAGCCCAAUGGUUUGAAACUAAGAAGGCUUACAUUGAAGCCAACAAUCUUUUGGGUGACAUCAUUAAGGUUACUCCAACUUCCAAGGUCGUUGGUGACUUGGCUCAAUUUAUGGUCCAAAACAAACUUUCUGCGAAAGAUGUUGAGGAAAGAGCUGCUUCUCUCGACUUCCCCGCAUCUGUUCUUGAUUUCUUCCAAGGCUUGAUGGGUCAACCCUACGGUGGAUUUCCAGAGCCUUUGCGUACAAAUGUCCUGAAGGGACGUCGUCAACCUUUGUCUGAUCGUCCAGGUAAAUUCUUGCCUCCUGCUGACUUUGAUGCUAUUCGUAACUUUCUGUCUGAGAAAUUUGGCGAUGUUACGGAUGCAGACGUUGCGUCUUUCACCCAAUUUCCCGGUGUGUAUGAGGAUUACCGCCAAUUUGUUGACCGUUACGGUGACUUGACUAAUAUUCCUACUCGGUUCUUCUUAUCUAAGCCACAGAUGAACGAAGAAAUGCAUGUGGAAAUUGAGAAGGCCCUUGGACCCCUCAACUCUCGUACUGGACAACGCGAGGUUUACUUUGAGUUGAAUGGUGAAAAUCGUCACGUUAUCAUUGAAGAUAAGAAGGCUGCCACAGAGACAGUCACUCGUGCUCGCGCUGAUCCUAGUAACCCCGGACACGUUGCUGCUCCUAUGAGUGGUGCCAUUGUCGAGAUUCGUGUUAAGGAAGGCUCCGAGGUGAAGAAGGGUGAUAUUAUUGCUGUCUUGAGCGCAAUGAAGAUGGAAAUUGUUAUUAGUGCUCCUCACAGUGGUGUCGUAAAACAGCUGUUGAUGCAACAAGGUGAUUCUGUGAAUGGUGGUGACCUUUGUGCGGUUUUAGAAAAGCCAUAA